UUUUACUGGACUGCAUGGUCCGAAUACAUAAACUUUCUAUGCGACCUUGGUUUAUCGUUCUUAAAUAUUGCAACAAUGUCCGACCAGUUAUACAAAUAAACAAAUUCACUACUAUGUGUUCAUAAUCGUGACGCCCCCCACUACAUGCGUAGCAUUUUAAAAUUCAUUCCUUUUCUUUUUCUUAUUUUUGUUUGCUCAGAAUAUUUUGAAAGUUCGGUCCGAUUACGCGUUAACUGACGGUGCAAUCAAAGUUAUCCACGAUGGGUACCAUAGCUACGGAAAGACUGGACUUGGUAGUGCUUGGUGCAACAGGAUUCACGGGAAAACAUACGGUGAAGAAUUUGGUGAAAAUAAUAAAAGCAAACAAUUACAACUUCAGUUGGGGAAUCUCGGGGCGGUCGAAGGAGAAAAUUCAAAAUUUGCUGACUGAUCUGGAGGAAAUAGGCGAGGAAAAAACAAAAAUAACUGUAAUAGAAUGCGAUAUUAAGAGGGAUGACAUCAGGAACGUUACACGAAAGGCUAAGGUUCUCAUCAACUGUACUGGACCCAACACGAUUCUCAGCGAACCUAUAGUGAAGGCGUGCGUGGACACCAAAACGCACUAUGUUGAUAUUUCCGCGGAAUUAUAUCACAUGCUCAACUUACACAGAACGUUCAAUGAGAGCGCAGAAGAAGCUAACAUCGUGGUGAUUCCAGCUUGCGGGUUUGCAGUCAUUCCUGCCCUGACGGGCUUGAUGUAUUUGGAACAACAUUUUAAAGGCGAGGAAAAAACAAAAAUAACUGUAAUAGAAUGCGAUAUUAAGAGGGAUGACAUCAGGAACGUUACACGAAAGGCUAAGGUUCUCAUCAACUGUACUGGACCCAACACGAUUCUCAGCGAACCUAUAGUGAAGGCGUGCGUGGACACCAAAACGCACUAUGUUGAUAUUUCCGCGGAAUUAUAUCACAUGCUCAACUUACACAGAACGUUCAAUGAGAGCGCAGAAGAAGCUAACAUCGUGGUGAUUCCAGCUUGCGGGUUUGCAGUCAUUCCUGCCCUGACGGGCUUGAUGUAUUUGGAACAACAUUUUAAAGGAACAUUAAAUACAGUGGAAUGUUAUGCGGAAGUAAUCAUACCAAAGAGGGUCUAUUUCCCUGGCCUAAACAAAUGUAUACUCCACUAUGGUACUUGGGAGUCCCUAGUGCAUGAGUUACAAAAUUUGAAGGCAUACCGAAUACUGAAGGCCGAGACAUUUCCACAGAACAUCUAUGAUUCAGAUCUACCGGAGAUAAAAAGGUCGUUUUUCCACAAAGACCAGGGCAGGUUAUGGUUUCCAUACCCUGGGUCUGAUGAGGAUGUGGUAGAAAUGUCCCAAAGAUACCUUCACGAGAAAAAGGGCAAGAGAGCGUAUCGUUGCAAAAUCUACACCGCUUUGCCGGCAUGGUUUCAUUACAUGAUUAUCCCAACCAUGUUUAUUUACUACUACCUCUGCUACCUGGAGUGCUUCAGGCACCUACUGUGGAAGUACCCUCGCUUCUUCACGCUAGGCUAUGUGUCCCAUAAAGGCCCAACUGAAAAAAUGGCUAAAGAUAUAAAAUUCGCAUACACGUGCAAAGGGAAUGGGAUGGACGAAAAUGGUAAAAAAAAAUCUUUGACGGUCAAAGUAACUGGAAGUGACCCAGCAUAUGAAACUACAUCCAUAACAGUAGUUAUAGCAGCACUAACGAUCUUAACAGAGGGCUCGAAGAUGCCAAAAGGGGGAGUUCUACCAGUUGGUGCAGCUUUUCAAGACACACAAAUUGUCGACAAUAUUAUGAAAAAUAAAGGGCUCACUUAUGAAAUCAUAGACAAUAAAAUCAAAGAAAUUACUUGUUUACCUAUCGAAUAAAUUGUCGAUUUACAGUUAGAAGUUCAGUUCAUUUACAGUAUACAACCAGAAACGUAUAGUAUUUAUAUAUAUAGGUAUAUAUAGGGCACCUUGAGUGUUUAGUGUCUCAGAAACCUGCUGCAUACUUGUAGUUUGAACUGUGAAGUAAUUCUAGUCACUUCUAAAUGUAGUAUCAAUUCAGAAAAAAAAACUGUAUUUUCCCGAAAAGUGUAUUAAUGAGAAUUUAUAUAGGUUUUAAGAAGUGGCUUAGAACUACUAAGUUAUUUCUUUACCAUAAAAUCCCAAAGCAGCAGAGACGCCGAAUAAAAUUGCCAUAGAUAAGGUAGCAGCCGGUCUCUAUAUUUGGCCUCAUAGAAGGUCGUCUUCAUCCAUGGGUUCAAAGGUUCGCUAAGUACGUGAUUAUUAAUGUGAUUAAUUAGUAAAUAAGGAAUGAGUUAACCAAAGUAAAAGGAUGCAUUCUCAAAGAACGGAUAGCCGCUGGGAUAGAAAGAAAUAUUCUAAAGUGGUGACCUCGCACUAGAACACAUUAGGUACUGAGGCAAGCAUCUCACUCGGUGGACCGACAAAUAUUUUUAGUGUACUUCAGUGGAUGUCUUUAAAAUUAAAGUAAAUGCUAACUACUGUAGUUCUAAGUUGUGGGAGCAAGGAUAACGCCUGUGAUAACGCAUAAUAUUUACCGGUAGUAUUUUUUUUUAUUGAUGCAGCUUAGUAAUACAAUUCAUUGCUAGCGAUUAUUUUGGUCUAGAAACAAAAUUAUGUAAGUUUGUAUCUAUUUGGUUAAUUAUUUAAUUUAAUUUUAGUUUAACCCUUAACCAGGCCUAAAAAAAGUUUAGGUACCUACCUUUUGGUUUUCAACCGUAUCUUCACAGACAGGAUAAAGUUCAAAUUGAUAAGGGGUUUUGUGGAUACCAGACUGGUUAAGCGUUAUUGUGGUGGUAGUAUCCCCUGUGGCGUGGUGGUAGCGACCCUCUCUCGUGGUGUCUGCAGAAUACAGUGGCCGUAAUGUGCUCCCGAGUACGUUAUUUAUGGCCUCAUACUAAGCAGAGACCAAUUUGAUACAACUAAUAUACCUACUUUUUUUUUAUUUGUGUUGAGCGGCUACUCUAGUUCAAUAAAGUCCUAGUAUCACUGCGACCGUUAUCGAUCUAUUGUUAUCUACUUUUUCUUGCUCUUUAAGUUGAUUUGCAUCGUUGUAAUUUUGGUACCAAAUAAAUAUUUUUACUUUC
Messenger RNA from Ostrinia nubilalis (European corn borer), 3094 nucleotides. RefSeq names its product saccharopine dehydrogenase-like oxidoreductase. Gene Ontology annotation, biological process: glycolipid biosynthetic process. Gene Ontology annotation, cellular component: lipid droplet; mitochondrion; plasma membrane. Bases 261 to 1868 code for a protein of 535 amino acids. The record is from RefSeq and is a predicted model, not a curated record. The transcript has 9 exons. Lineage: Eukaryota; Metazoa; Arthropoda; Insecta; Lepidoptera; Crambidae.